UCUCGUUGUUUGGUUCCUUCUUAUCCAUACAGUACGUAACUAAAAGCAUCACCAACCCUCAUCUCUUCAUCUUGUUUUCAUCAAUAAAUUCAUCUUCUUCAAUCAUGUUUCUUCAUCCUCCUAGAUCUUCAAUUAGUUGAUCCCUUCUUUCUUCUCUUUUUUCUUAUCCUCAAUUUCAAUCGAUUAAUCAUAAUAAUAAUACAAAGAUGGAGCCUAUGGAUAUUGUUGCAAAAUCAAAGGAAGAUGCUUCGCUACCUAAAGCAACGAUGACGAAAAUUAUAAAAGAGAUGUUACCUCCAGAUGUGCGUGUUGCAAGAGAUACCCAGGAUUUGUUAAUUGAAUGUUGUGUAGAGUUCAUAAACCUCGUCUCAUCAGAGUCAAAUGAAGUAUGUAACAGAGAGGAAAGAAGGACGAUUGCACCUGAGCAUGUAUUGAAAGCUUUAGGGGUUCUUGGAUUUGGCGAGUACAUUGAGGAAGUUUAUGCAGCAUAUGAACAGCACAAGAUGGAGACAGUGCAAGACUCUAUAAAAGGUGCCAAGUGGAGUGGCGCAGCUGAGAUGACCGAGGAACAAGCAUUAGCAGAGCAGCAAAGGAUGUUUGCAGAGGCACGUGCUAGAAUGAAUGGAGGGACCAUUACUUCCAAUCAACCAGAUGCUGACCAAAGUUUAGAGAACUAACUUUAGGGUCUUUAUUUUCUUGAAGCAUAGGCAAGCAUCUCUGACUCUUACCUAUGGGUAAUUUAGCUCGAUUUUGCACAAAACUCAUUCACUACUGUGCUGGCCUAUGUAGAUGUGUUCCCCAUUUGUGUUCUGUUAGUGAUACAUAUUUGUAAGUUAAUGUAAUUAAUUAAUGGAGUUCAUUCAAUCCCUUGUCUAUUUAGAAUUAUAUGUAAAUGAUUUCAUUAGUUGUAUCUUCCUACACUAAUAGCUCUUAGCUUAAUUUUGAAAUAGUGAAUGUAUGAGAUUGUGACAGCC
Medicago truncatula (barrel medic) is the source of this 974-nucleotide messenger RNA. RefSeq names its product protein Dr1 homolog. Gene Ontology annotation, molecular function: protein heterodimerization activity. The record is from RefSeq and is a predicted model, not a curated record. NCBI's taxonomy places the organism in Eukaryota, Viridiplantae, Streptophyta, Magnoliopsida, Fabales, Fabaceae. The transcript is spliced from 6 exons. Bases 207 to 677 code for a protein of 156 amino acids.